UGUUGCUGCUGAUGCUGUGAGAUUGCGUUUAUCUCUCAUCUAGUCUUCGCUGUCUGCACUUCAUCCUGUCAACACCGGCGUCAUUCGCGCCCUGGAUGGCUGCAUUUGUAACUCCGGUGUGAGUUAUUUUUUUUCCCGAGGACUUUUGACUUAUAAGUAAACAACCAUGACUGACCCAAUGACACAAGAUUCUUUCCCUGUCCCGGAUCCCACAAUCGUGGACCCUUCGGCCGUACGGAACGGCGGGUGCGCGUCUAAUGCGAAUCUAUCCAAAAUACCGAGUCAAGACGAUCCUUUUAAUAUGGACCGGGACCAAGAGAUGAGAAUCACCGACAGCGUUGAUGGUCAAGGUAGCCUGCUGGAGAGCAGCAUGCGACUAAAGCCCCACGAGGCUCAGAACUACAGGAAGAAGGCAUUGUGGGUGUCUUGGAUCUCCAUCGUGGUGACAAUCAUCCUGGCAGUGGCAGCCUUCACUGUUUCAUUCAUGAGACACAGCGCAUCAGCCUUCGGAUUUGCCUUUGACGCCACGUUGGACGUGCUAUCUUCAAUCAUCGUGCUGUGGCGUUAUAGCAACGCAGCAGCUGUCCACUCUGCCCAUAGGGAAUACAUAGCGUGUGUGGUCCUUGGGGUGGUCUUCAUCUUGUCCUCCCUGUGCAUUCUGGGAAAAGCCAUCCAUGACCUGGCCACCAAGCUGCUUCCUGAAGUGGAUGACUUCCUCUUCAGUGUGUCUAUUGUCAGUGGGAUUAUGUGUAUCAUCCUGGCUGUGUUGAAGUUCAUGCUGGGGAGAGUGCUGACCAGUAGAGCCCUCAUCACUGACGCGUUUAACUCCAUGGUGGGGGGAAUCAUGGGUUUCUCCAUCCUCAUCAGUGCUGAGGUGUUCAGACACCACCCUGACGUCUGGUACCUGGACGGAUCCAUCGGCGUCAUCAUCGGACUCGUCAUCCUCGCGUAUGGGGUCAAACUGCUGCUGGACAUGGUACCCAGGGUGAGACAGACCAGGAACUACGAACGCUUUGAGUGAGCCAGUCACCAGAUUAGUGGGAUGCUCCGAGGACCAGGGUUACACCUGCCACAGCCUCUCUCUCUCUAUAUAUAUAUCUCUCUAUAUAUCUCUCUCUCUAUAUAUAUCUCUCUCUAUAUAUAUAUCUCUCUCUAUAUAUAUAUAUCUCUAUAUAUAUAUAUAUCUUUAUAUCUCUAUAUAUAUAUAUAUAUCUCUAUAUAUAUAUAUAUCUCUAUAUCUCUCUCUCUCUCGCUCACUCGCUCACUCGCUCACUUGCUCUCUCUCUGUCUCUCUCUCUCUCAUGCACACGCACACACACACACACACACACACACACACACACACACACACACACACACACACACACACACACACACACACACACACACACACACACACACACACACACACACACACACACACACAUAUAUAUAUAUACACACACACACACAGGCCUCAGCCUGGAGAGACUCGGAGGGAAAAACAAUGAAAGACAUUAAGAUGUUGUCAUUCUGAAUGCCAACCCCUCAAUCAAGCUUUUCCCAUCCAGCCACCCCCCCCCCCCUCCAACCAUUUCUCCUUACCUCCUGACACAUUCUGUCCAUCGUUACUAUUAUCCAGAAAAGAAGGAAGGAAUGAAAGGGGUGAGAAAAUAACUAGGAAGAGGUUGGCAUUAACGGCUGGUACCAGAGAGAGGAGCUUUGGCAUGUCUAUUUGAACCCCUUGCCAUUGUUGCUAAGCGACCUGGAAGCCCUGGCAUUUUGAAAGGCACAAGAUCAUAAUUUUCAUAUUGAUCCAAACCUCCUGGGAUCCUUAGUCAAAUGUUCCCUUUUCCUUGCCAACACUGAUUAGUAAUACCUGUUGUAGAUCAUCCAUCUCAUCUUCUGUGAUGUUUUAAAAUCCCUACGUAUUGUUAGAAUUUAUAAUGGGUCUGGUUGACUCACUGCAGGUUCAGAGUGCGUGUUGGAGUGGAAUCCUGCCACUACUUUCUACCCAGUCUGUCUCUGCUCUCUGAGAUUAGAAGCUGUUAACUAUAGUAUACUGAACAAGAAUAUAAACGCAACAUGCAAAAAUGUCAAAGGUUUUACUGAGUUACAGUUCAUAUAAGAAAAUCAGUCAAUUUAAAUUAAUUAAUUAGACCCAAAUCUAUGGAUUUUACAUGACUGGGAAUUCAGAUAUACAUCUGUUGGUCACAGAUACCCGAACAACAAUGGGCCUCACAGUGGGCCCCAGGAUCUCGUCACUUUAUCUCUGUGCAUUCAAAUUGCCAUCGAUAAAAUGCAAUUGUGUUAGUUGUCAGUAGCUUAUACCAUAACCCCACCGCCACCAUGGGGCACUCUGUUCACACCAUUGACAUCGGCAAACCGCUCGCCCACACAACGCCAUACACAUGGUCUGCUAUUGUGAGGCCAGUUGGAGGUACUGCCAAAUUCUCUAAAACAACAUUGGAGGCUGCUUAUGGUAGGGAAAUGAACAUUAAAUGACCUGGAAACAGCUCUGGUGAACAUUCCUGCAGGCAGCAUGCCAAUUACACGCUCCCUCAAAAUGAGACAUCUGUGACAUUGUGCUGUGUGACAAAACUGCACAUUUUAGAGUGGCCUUUUAUUGUCCCCAGCACCUGUGUACCCGUGUAAUGAUCACGCUCUUUAAUCAGCUUCUUGAUAUGCUACACCUGUGAGGUGGAUGGAUUCUCUUGGCAAAGGAAAAAUGCUCACUAACAGGGAUGUAAACAAAUGUGUGCACAAAAUAUGAGCGAAAUAAGCUUUUUGUGCAUGUGGAAAAUGUCUGGGAUCAUUUAUUUCAGCUCAUGAAACAUGGGACCAACACUUUACACGUUACGUUUAUAUUUUAGUUCAGUAUAUAUAAGAGAGUGAAUGUGCCCUCUGCAGUGCUUCUCCUGGCUUCUCUACUGACACAGCCCAGGUGCCAGUAGAGGACACAGUGAUACAUGUAUAUAUCCCUGUGGUAGAGGACUAUGGCCAGUCACUCCACGGUAGUCCUCCACUCUCUGGCUUCAGAGAGAAACAAAAAAAAGAGAGAAAGGGAGGCCCAAACAGCAGGGCCAGGCCAGUAUCUGGAGGGGUUUGGCUGCCAAUUGGUAAGAUAUAGAGUACUGUACAUGCACAGAGCAGACCAGACCAGCAGAGCAGACCAGAGCAGAGCAGAGCCGAGCAGACUAGACCAAACCAAACCAGACCAAAACAGACCAGACCAAAACAGACCAGACCAAAACAGACCAGACCAAACCAGACCAGAGCAGACCAGACCAGACUGGACCAAACCAGACCAGACCAAAACAGACCAAACAAGACCAAAACAGACCAGAGCAGACCAGACUAGACUAGACCAGACUAGACCAGACCAGACCAGACCGUCAAGCAAGGCAGAGAGUAGUUCACAGUCAACAUUGACUUCAGGGUUGAGGGCGAAAAGCAAACUGUUAGCAUAAGUGAAAAUAUGGCAUUACAGUGUCCCACUGAAAAGCUGAGAACAAAGAACACAAGUCUAUCAAUCACUAGAAGUACAGAAACACCGUUCUACUUGACAAAGCACAAGUAGAAGCCUAUCCAGAUGGGAGCACACAGGGAACCAGACUAGAGACAGUUACAGUAGCUACAGUAAUACCUCUUCCUCCAGAUAUGCAUGCUGUACCACACUGUUUUGUUCUAGAUAACAGUGUUAAAUCCUGUCAUAAUAAUGACUGUAUCCCUCCACAACCUUGUCUGGGAUAAGCGUAUCUAUAUAACUGAUAGUCAUGUGUUUCAGUGCCAUACAUGCUCAGAUUCCUAAACGAAGACAACAUUAUUAGCCAGCUUGUUUACAUGGCACUUACUUACGUUUACAAUGAUAUAUACUGUAUGUAUCUAUGUCAGUAGAGCGUGAGAGAAAGACUGACGUCAAGGUUAGAGACAAGAAAGUAACUGGUUCAGGUAAAGUAGUGUAGGUAUGUAUGUACAGAACACUAUAUUGCAAAAUUGUAUUCAUUACUUUUUAAACUAAAUUAGAAUUCUUAACAUGCGGUAGCCAAUAGAUGUGAUUAUGUGCCAUGUUUCACAAUUGCAAUAGUUAUAUGGGGAUACAUUCGAGUUACAUGUCAAAAAUAAAUGUACAUGUCCCAACUUAAUCUACCUGUCCUGGCAGUAUGGACCGUAACCAACAUAGAGAGUCAAUAUUAUGUGCGGCCAGCGGUCACUAUGUACAUCAGUGAUCUGCUUCACAGCAUAUUGGAUCACCAUCAACGGCAAUGUUCUUUCUCUUACUGUUUACCUCCACUUACCCCUCAUAGUAGUGAUGCGUUUCCUGUAUACCGUACGCAAAUGACUGUAAAUACAAAACAUUAAAUGUGUAUAAACGCUUAAUAGACUGUUUAGAUAGAGGCUUCUAGAUGUAGCAAACCAAUAGGAAUAGCUCAAAUGAAUGAAUGUUAUUUUCUAAACAAUAGAUGAUUCAUAUUAUAUUUCAGUCGUAUCAUAAGUCUUUGCUCUGCCAGUUCAGCUCAGCUUUGAGUUGAAACACUGUAAACGUGUCAGUCAGAGCUUUCUUUACCCCCACAAAGUCUUCAAAACAAUACAAAGCACAGAGUUUAGAUCUUAAAUUCCACAGAAAUAGGAAGUUAAAGAAAUGUUAUACUUCUUAGAGUAUGAUUCCUGGUCUUACAUUGUUAAAUGAUGUCUGUGCUCACUGCUUAGAAGACCAGGCUACAGUAACAUUCACCAUAACACGGACAAACUUCCUCAUCAGCUGAAUUUAGAGGCUGUUAAAAAAUAUUGUAAUUUUCCAUGGAAUUUGUUUGUAUGCUCUCAUGCCUGUGUAUUAAUCCCCGUGUAUGGUGUCAUACAACUGAGUUGUGCAUACUGUACAUUAUAAGUGAGUAUACUGUAGAUGCUGUAGAUUGACUGACAUAAUAGGAGCAACAUCUAUUUUGUAAUUACUUCACUGUAUGGAUGUGUUUUCUCCAAAAUGUCACCAGAUGACGUCCCGUGAAGUUGAAUUCGUGCUUAGAAUCUGUUACAGUAAUUCCCGAUUCAAAGCUGUGAAAUUAUUUCUAGAUAUGUGUUUAAUGGUGUAAUUGGCAGCAAUGUGCUAUUAAUUAAUUGGCUCAUUCGUUUUACUUCACAAGCACUGGCAAUCAGACAAAGACAGACACAGGGAUACAUGGAAACACACUGGUAAUGUAGGGAAGCAGACACAAGCACAAUCUCAUAGACAAAACGUGUAACCAUAGCGAUGUCUUCUACUGAUCAUUUGAUGAAGUUAUGUUAUAGCAACACUCGCCCUUUCCACUGUUUUCCUUUGCAUAGGCUGACACAAACCCCAGCGUUCUACAGUAUAUACUUUUUUUGCUUUUCUAAAACGUACACAUACACAUUCACACUCGUCUAGGCACAUCAUCUUAAUGUAAAUUACACCUGUGAACAGUUUAAGAGUAGAAUCAUGUGUCUGAUUGUAAAUAUUUCAAUGGUAUUACAGAUUAUGUAAACACUACUGUAUGUAUAUUUAUGUAGAACACAUAUCUGACUAUGUGGUACCUCUUCCUCACAGAGGAAAAGUUUUAUUGAACAAUAAAGUUUUAUCCUGCUCAUUCAUUGAAAA
This is a messenger RNA of Oncorhynchus masou masou (cherry salmon), 5593 nucleotides long. Its product is annotated as transmembrane protein 163a-like. The transcript is spliced from 8 exons. Lineage: Eukaryota; Metazoa; Chordata; Actinopteri; Salmoniformes; Salmonidae. Gene Ontology annotation, cellular component: synaptic vesicle membrane. Bases 167 to 1021 code for a protein of 284 amino acids. Gene Ontology annotation, molecular function: zinc ion binding. The record is from RefSeq and is a predicted model, not a curated record.